This is a messenger RNA of Caenorhabditis bovis, 1854 nucleotides long. The record is from the annotation of a GenBank genome assembly. NCBI's taxonomy places the organism in Eukaryota, Metazoa, Nematoda, Chromadorea, Rhabditida, Rhabditidae.
AUGUGCUCUGAAAUUACUUCGAAAAUUCAAAGUGAUCUGGUCAAGGAAAACAAUGAAAUCUAUCGCAACAUUGUCGAGAUUUGCACAAGUUUAAAAACAAAUUUUAUCGAUGACUCAUUUCCGCAUAACAAAAGCUCAAUAGGAACUGUGAAGCAUCGAGUGAAUGGAGUCGAAAUCAGCCACGAUCCAAACUUCCUAAUAUGGCUUCGACCUACUGAAAUUAAUACCAAAGAUGGAAGACAAUAUCAAUGGACAAUAUACAAUAACCCGGUGCCAUCAGAUAUUGAACAAGGAAACUUAAUAGGCAACUGUUGGCUGAUGUCUGCGAUGGCUCUUAUUGCCGAAAAACAAAAUAUUCUUGCGGAGAUAUUCCCGAGAAAUGAGUAUUCACACAUAGGAGUUUAUCAAUUAAGGGUAUGCGUAGAGGGACAAUGGAAAGUGAUAAUCGUCGAUGAUUAUUUUCCUUGUUAUGCGCAAACUCGAUCACUUGGGAUGGCAAUUGGAAGGAGAAAUCAACUAUGGGUACCCUUGAUUGAAAAAGCACUAGCAAAGGCUGUUGGAAGUUAUUCGAAGCUUCAUGGAGCAUCUCUUACACAAGGUCUUUCAAUGUUAACUGGAGCUGCUUGUGUGAACUACAAUACGCCUGAGCAACCUACCGAUUUCGACACAUUUUGGGCGAAACUUGUUAGCUCAAAAGAAUCGGGAUUUUUAAUGUGCUGCGUUUGUGGUGGACGAGAAACUACAGUCGAGCAAGAUUAUAAAUCGCAAGGAUUACUCACAAAUCAUGCGUAUUCAAUUCUGGAUGUGGUAACAGUUCAUAAUCACCGUCUUAUGCGGAUUAGGAAUCCAUGGGGAUCAUUUGUAUGGAACGGAAAAUGGUCGGAUUCUUGGCCUCAUUGGCCUCCAGAUUUGAAACAAAAGCUUUUGUCAUGUCGAAAACGGGAAACAGGAGCAUUUUGGAUGGAACUUGAAGAUUUUAUUCGUUUAUUUUCAUUAGUUACCGUGUGUAAGGUUCAUUCGAAAUGGUCAGAACUUCGGUUUUCGCAAGUAAUCGAGUCGUACAACGAUAAUAAAUCGGAAGUUCUUCAAUUUAACGUUUCUCGAACAUGUGAAGCGUCUUUCAUGGUUUUCCAGAAAGGUUCGGUUGGAAUUGAUCAUGAAAAAGCGAAAGAUUUGAUGCUAUCAAUACAUCGUGUCUCAGGAAAUGGUCAAAUUGGUGAAUUGGUGGUUAGAACAAAUCGCGUUCCAGAUCGGCACGUUUCAACAGAUGAAACCUUCCUGACACCCGGCACAUACAUUGUUCUUUGUUUCAAUUUGAAGGAUCACGCCAAAAUUCCCGUAAAUAUUGUUGUGCACAGUUCGAAUGAAUUGAUCGGCGAGAAAGUUCUAUUUACGAGUUCGAUGUAUACCCAAGCACUCCAUCAAAUCGUAAUGAAAGAUGGAACUUUGAUGCAAACAACCGAAGGUAGUAUUUGUGUUCGAGUGCUUACCGUUAAUUUCCGUGGAAUGAUCAUGGUGGCUGAGAACAAUUUGGAGAAUCGCUAUUUGCACAUUUCGGCUGAUUUCUCUGAAUCAAUGAACAUACAGUCGUCGAGAGGGGCACUAAUAAUUGCUAAUGUUAUUCCACCACUCCAGAAAGAAAUUGUUGUUAUAUUGUCGACAAUUGAUGAUAUGGCUCAAUAUCGGAUAUCAAAUAACCUUAAGACCAUGGUGUGUUCUAAAAAGUAUCUGGCUAAGGAAAUAUGUUACGAGGCCGCUAUGUUUCAUCCUAAACUUAGCCGUUAUCCUGCUAUCAAAGAUGAUUUGUCCAGUGUCAUCCACAAAUGUGUUUCCGUCUAUUCAACUCUUCAAUAG